Molecule: messenger RNA, 549 nt
Organism: Westerdykella ornata
Lineage: Eukaryota; Fungi; Ascomycota; Dothideomycetes; Pleosporales; Sporormiaceae
Exons: 1
Coding region: 1-549 (182 amino acids)
Source: RefSeq, a predicted model, not a curated record
AUGUCUUCUAACGACGGGGCUACUCAGCCUCCUCAUCCUCCCGCCGCGUCCGAAUCUCCCAAUUCCAACGGUCACGGUGACGGACAGCAGAAUUUCCGGAACAACGGCCACGGCGGCAUGCACUCCUCGCAAUUGAAUGCAACCAAUUACUUAACCAAUAAUGCUGCGGAUGGCACCACGAACUCAUCGGACCCUCCAUUCGUCAACGUUGCAGUGAACGCCACGAUCCACAUCCAUGGGAACGACACCGUUUACGUUCCGCCACCGGCUAACCCUACCCUCAUCACCGCUGAGAUGUUUCGCCUUCUAUAUCAAGGUGGUCCUGACGGUCAAGGAUAUCGGGUCGACGGCCGCUAUCCGCGCUUCAACGUCAGUGUCGAUGCUGGGAUCACUGUGAGGGGAAUGCGCAACCUCGUCAACCCGGACGCUCCUACUCUGCAGGCAUACUUGACGGCUCGGCGCACUGCGGCUUUUGCGGCUCACCAGCGCUCUUCGUCUCUGCCCAAUUCGCCGUCGCAGGGCACUCCGCCGUCUCCGGCCCCUGCCUAA